UUAAUAAAUAAAUAAAAAAUUAGAAACACGCACAGCGGUUUGUUUUGCUGUGAGAGGGAUGAGAGAGUUCAUAAUCCUCAGCUACUUCUCUUAUUCUUCUUCUUCCUCCAUUGCCACUCUUCCGAAUCCCCAUGCCGCCAACAACCACCACUCCACCAGACCCUACAAAGACAACACCAACAAACCCUUAUCCCUCCCUCCCUCCAAAUCCUCCCCUCCAAUCUCCACCCUCCAUUCCCGCCCCCCUCCCCUCUCCGCCGUCCGCUGGGACCCCAACAAAACCCACCUCUGCUACUUCGCCGACCUCGCCUCAAAACUCGCCCGUGACGGAAAGCUUCAGGAUUUCGCCAUGAUUGUCGAAAGCGUCGUGCUUUCGGGCGUCAGGGGAUCCGAGUUCACGGCGGCGCUCAGGGUUGAGUUGGUGGCGAAGGGCAUUUCGGGGUUUUUGAAAGAGGGGAAGGUGGGGGUCGUUGUUGAUGUGCUGAGUAAGGUUGAUGAGCUCGGGGUUCCACCGUUGAAGCUGUUUGAUGGGUACGCUAUGGAGUUGCUGGGGAGACAGUGUCGCCGGCUUUUGAAAUGUGGGCAAGUGCAGGAACUUGUUGAGCUCAUGGACGUUCUUCAAGGUUUUCAUUUCCCGAUCAAAGAACUGCUGGAGCCAUAUGAAGUUAUCAAAGUUUGUGUUGAUAAACACUGCCCGAAAUUGGCAAUAAGGUAUGCUUGUAUUUUUCCACAUGCGCAUAUUUUAUUCUGCAACAUUAUGAAUGAAUUUGGAAAGAGAAGGGCGUUGGAGUCUGCUUUGACAGCAUAUGAAGCAUCCAAGGAAAACCUGAGUGGUUCUAAUAUGUAUGUCUAUCGCACAAUAAUUGAUGUAUGUGGCAUCUGCAAAGACUACAUGAAAUCUAGGUACAUCUAUGAGGACUUGCUCAAACAGAAGGUCACUCCGAAUAUUUAUGUUUUCAACAGUCUCAUGAAUGUAAACGCACAUGAUUUGACCUACACAUUCCAUGUUUACAGGAGUAUGAAGAAUCUUGGCGUCAGAGCAGAUAUGGCAUGUUAUAAUAUCCUCUUAAAGGCAUGUUGUCUUGCUGGGCGAGUUGAUUUGGCACAGGAUAUUUACAGAGAAGUACAGCAUUUGGAAUCAACGGGAGUGUUGAAGUUGGAUGUCUUCACGUACAGCACUAUUGUAAAGGUCUUUUCAGAUGCAAAAUUGUGGCACAUGGCUCUAAAAGUCAAAGAAGACAUGCUAUCUGCAGGUGUUAUGCCUAAUACAGUUACGUGGUCAUCAUUGAUCAGCGCCUGUGCAAAUGCAGGUCUUGUUGAGAAGGCAAUUCAAUUGUUUGAAGAGAUGCUUCUGGCUGGCUCUGAACCUAAUUCACAGUGUUUUAACAUCCUUCUACAUGCUUGUGUCGAGGCUUGCCAGUAUGAUAGGGCUUUUCGGCUUUUCCAGUCUUUGAAGAGCAAAAACUACAAAGGGCUUUCUUUCAAACCCACAACUACAACGUACAAUACUAUGAUGAAGGCCUGUGGUACUGACUACUACCAUGCACAAGCACUAAUGGAUGAGAUGAGAACAAUAGGUCUUUAUCCUAAUCAAAUAAGCUGGUCGAUUUUGGCUGAUAUCUGCGGAAGCUCAGGAAAUGUCGAUGGUGCUUUGCAGAUUUUGACAAAUAUGCGUGCAGGUGGGAUGAAACCUGAUGUUGUUGCAUAUACUACAGCUAUCAAGGUCUGUGUGGAAGGUGGAAAUUUAGAGCUAGCAUUGUCGCUGUUUGCAGAAAUGAAAAAAUAUCAGAUACGCCCAAAUUUUGUGACAUAUAAUACAAUUCUGAGGGCUCGUAGUAGAUACGGUUCUGUGAGCGAAGUGCAACAAUGCCUGGCUAUAUACCGGGACAUGCGGAAUGCGGGUUACAAAUCUAACGAUCGUUUCCUAGAGCAACUGAUUGAGGAGUGGUGUGAAGGAGUUAUACAAGACAGCAAUGCCAAACAAGGAGAGUUCAGUUCCCAUGACAAAACUGACAUAGGGAGACCUGGAAGUCUGCUGCUUGAAAAAGUUGCAGAACACUUGCAAAAGCAUACUGCCGAAACCUUAGCAGUUGACCUUCAAGGACUGACAAAGGUUGAAGCUCGGAUUGUUCUUCUUGCAGUUCUACGAAUGAUCAAAGAGAACUACAGCUCAGGGCAUUCAGUAAAAGAAGACAUGCUGAUUGUUGUAGGAGUCCACGAUGUUGAUGGAGGCUCAACUACACAGAAUUUAGAGGUGAAAGAUGCAAUAACGAAACUUCUGCAGGAUGAAUUGGGGCUCAAGGUUGUUGCAACAGGACCGAAAACGGGACUUGAUACGACAAUAGAAGCGGAGAACAUUACUGAUUCAGAUCAAGAUUCAGAAGAGAUGACAAGUAGGAAUGAAUUAACGACUGACUUGACAUAUUCCACUAGACGACCCGUUGCACUAGAAAGGCUAAAGGUAACCAGGGGAUCGUUGCUACAGUGGCUGCGGAAAAGAAGUGCCCCAAGAAGGUGACUGCUUCAAUGUAUGAAUUCAAACUUGUACAUGUUACUAAAACAACCGAUAAUUAUUCUUUUUUACUUGUGUAUACUGGUACCGCUGAAUAAGCCUGUACUGCACUGGUGUCACAUGUAAAUUAUACACAACGGGCAAAUGUAAUUUGCAGAAGCAAUGAAAAUAAGCUUAUUAUCCUUCA
Molecule: messenger RNA, 2699 nt
Organism: Malus domestica (apple)
Lineage: Eukaryota; Viridiplantae; Streptophyta; Magnoliopsida; Rosales; Rosaceae
Product: pentatricopeptide repeat-containing protein At5g02830, chloroplastic
Molecular function (GO): protein binding
Source: RefSeq, a predicted model, not a curated record